AUGGUUACAGAAGUGAAGCAGUAUGGUGCAACGUUCAAGCUUGAUUAUAGCUUAGUCUAUUGGAAUUCAAGAUUGGAACACGAGCAUCUGAGGCUAAUUUCUAAAUUCCAGGCAGGGGACAUUAUUUGUGAUAUGUUUGCUGGGAUUGGUCCAUUUGCAAUUCCUGCAGCACAGAAAGGAUGCAUAGUAUAUGCAAAUGAUUUGAAUCCAGAUAGUGUUCGCUAUAUGAAAAUUAAUGCUGAAAUUAACAAGGUUGAUAAUCUAAUUCACGCAUACAAUAAGGAUGCACGAAAAUUUAUUGCUGAGCUGUUGAUUGCACCUUCAAGUGAAGGUAAUUCUCUAUCAAAUGAAGUCAGCUCAAAGUCUUGUGAGAAAUGGGGCAUGCAUGAAAAUAGGAAAACACACUUUGAAGACAGUUGUCUAACUGACAAGGUGGUCGAAAUACCAGAAGAGAAUUUAAGUAAUUCUGAGAGUAUAGGACAGUUAUGUAUGAAGGACGAUUCAAAUUUAGCCACAGCAAAAAGGAGUCCUGGAAGUCCACUUGAAGAAAACGGAAUGGCUGAAUGUGCAAGUACAUGUGUAAGUGGUAAGAAGAAACAAGGCUUAAAUAAGCGCCCGAGAGGCUGUGUGUCAAUCAACACAAGGCCUUGGGAGCACAUUGAUCAUGUCAUUAUGAAUCUUCCAGCCUCUGCUUUACAAUUUCUUGAUGCCUUUAGAGACCUCGUCCAGAUGAGAUAUUGGAAAGGAUCUCUGCCUUGGAUUCACUGUUAUUGCUUCAUGCGAUCAACUGAGACCAAGGAAUAUAUAACAUCAGUGGCGGAGACUGCAUUGGGUGCUAGUAUACAAGACCCAGUGUUUUUUCGGGUCAGAGAUGUUGCUCCAAACAAGGCAAUGUAUUGUUUAAGCUUCAGAUUACCAGAGGAAGCAUGUGUCACUGGUGAUGGUUGGAUAUAA
Messenger RNA from Fraxinus pennsylvanica, 954 nucleotides. NCBI's taxonomy places the organism in Eukaryota, Viridiplantae, Streptophyta, Magnoliopsida, Lamiales, Oleaceae. The record is from the annotation of a GenBank genome assembly.